UGCAGAAAAAUACACAAGCAUCCUGAUAGUUCUCAUUUUAAAUUCAUCACUACAAAUCUCAAAUGAACCCUCAAACUUGUCUGGCCAUCUUAGUUAUUUCUCUGCAGUCCUUCCCUGUUGGUGUCCCCACUCUAAAAUAACUAUUGCUAUUUUACUUCUUCUCCUCUCUCUCCAAAGUCCCAGUAUCCUCCCCCCAGUCCUCCACUUCGCUGAGCCCCAACUCGCCUCAUAUUAUACCGAGAGAAUAGCUGUUUUCUUCACCUCACUCAGGCUCUGAUACCUCUCAUUGGGCUGCCACCCACACACACCUGGACCCCUCCUUACUGCUCUGACACACCAUGCUGAACCACUCUCCUCAUAGGAAGGAGGGCAGAACUUCUUUUUUACCUUUCUGUUCACUCGCGGAAACCUUAGUGGAGUAGUGGUUAAGUACUACAGCUGCUAACCAAGAGGUCGGCAUUUUGAAUCCACCAGGCGCUCCUUGGAAACUCUAUGGUGCAGUUCUACUCUGCACUAUAGGGUCGCUAUAAGUUGGAAUUGACUUGAUGGCAGUGGUUUGGUUUGGGUUUGUUCACUCGCGCUUGGCUGGCACAGACACUUAACCGUACACUUUUCACGUAAAGGUUGGCAGUUCAAACCCACUCAGUGGCUCCACGGAAGAAAAACCUAGUGAACAGCUUUCAUAAAGAUUACAGCCAGGAAAACCCAAUUGAGCAGUUCUAUUUUUUUUUUUUUAUUGUGUAACAUAUGGGGUUGCCAUGAGUCGGGGCUGACUCAGCAGCAGCUAACAACAUAUCCCAAACACUUAGAAUAAUGCUUUUUGACUAAGGGACAUUCUCAAUAAACACUGGUUGGUUGACCGAAUGAAUCUCUUGUCCAUUCUUUGGUAUAUUCUUCCAUGUUUGUCCUUGCAAAGCUUUUCACAGUUUUAAGCCCACUUCAUCCCAUUACAACAGCUCCUGAUAUUCCAAGCAUCAGCUUCAGGUCUAUGUGAAUGUAGUGCGUAAAGCAUCCGUUGGGGGUGGGCAGCAGAGGGCCCCAGCACAGGUGCAGCUUCAGGCUCUGGGCCUAUCUUGAUAUGAACAUACUCAGAAAGCUGACAAGGGAUUCUCUGAGGUGUACGACGUAUGGGUCAACGUAGGGAUGUUGUUGUUGCUGUUCGGCAAGUCGUUUUUGACACACAGUGACCCUAUCUACAACAGAAGGAAACACGGCCCGCUCCUGCACCAUCAUCACAAUCAUUGUUAUGCUUGAGCCCAUUGUUGUAGCCACUGUGUGAGUCCAUCUCGUUGAGGGUCUUCCUCUUUUUCGAUGACCCUCAACUAUGCCAAGCAUGAUGUCCUUCUCCAGGCACUGAUCCUUCCUGAUAACAUGAAUCUUUAUGACCCAGACGUUUGUGAAAUCAUCUCUUUAUCCCCACGCUUUGAAAGUUCAUAAUGAUGUGUCUUGUUGUAGGUCUGUUUUCAUCUUUCUCCUGGUACUUGGUGGGAUCUUUCAAUUUGGAAACAUAUCCUCUAGUUUUGGAAAACUUUCUUGAAUCAUUUAUUGAUGAUUUGCUUCCUUCCAUUUUCUUUGUUCUGUCUUUCUGGAACUCCUACUUUGAUCCUCUGAUGUUCUUGUCUUUCCUGUCCUAUUUUUAAUCUUUUGUUCUCGUAUCUGGAAGAUUUCUUCAGUUUAAGCUUCUAAUAUUUUUAUUGAGUUUUUCAUUUCUACUACCAUAUUUUUAAUUUCUAACAGCUUGUUUUUAUUUCCUGAAUGUUCCUUUUUCCCUGUUUUUGUGUCAUAUUUGCGUGUGACAUCUUAUUUUAUCAGAGUAGUGAUCAUAGUUUUAAUUUGUGUUGUUUUAGUUUUCUGUUUCCUCCAAUUUGCCAUUUUUCUUUGAUUCUUCUUGGAUUAUCUCUUUCAUAAUAGAGGCUUUCCUCAGAUGUCUGCUAAUCCUUGGACAUUUACUUAAAUACAGAAGUGGGCAACUAAAUGUUAAUUUGAAGUUCCCAGCCCCUAACUGGGUUUAAACAUUAUGUACUUCACUGUAGGGUGAUCAAGCUGGGUUGGGUCGGUUUCACUGGACAUCCUUAAAUCUCUCCUCUUAGGCUGGUCAGAUUCCCCAGAGAAGCCUCUCCCUAUAGCCUACUAGAAAACAAAGGUAUGAUUGCCAGCAUUUUAAAGAGCUGAGUGAGGGUCUCAGCAGCUAAUAGGCAAAUGUUUCGUUAAUCUACCCAUUUUCUGGAUGAUAUCCUCCCUUAACUCUGUUUGGUGUUCCUCAGUGCAGAGACCCUGUUUUAUGCUUUGGAGUAGAUAAGGGGCAGUUGCUUGGCUGUAUGGCUCUUGGGGCAGAGAUGGGUGAGAUGCUGCAGUGUAAAUUGAGUUGGUUAUUAGCUCUGCCGGCUCAGUUCUCAGGUCUGUCCUUUACCACUUUCCAUUUGCAUACCAGAUUUCAAUUUUUUGUUGCAGCUUUCUCUCCCAUUUUCCCCAUUCUAACAGGAUUUUGCCUUUCAUAAGAAUCCUUUACUUGCUUUAGAGGAGUCUGGGGAAGAAGCAAAAGAUGUGUGUUCAAUUCAUUGUCUUUCCCCAAAAGAUCCAAAUGUGUUAUAUGUAUUUGUUUAAUUUAAUAUUAUUUUACCUUAAAAAUACUUACAGUAACAUUUUCAGGAAAAAACAAAAUCCAAGUAGAAAUAAAGAGGAAGAAAAAAUCAGGAAAACUGGAGAAUAAUUACAACAACAACAACAAAAAAAGGCGGUCCAGGUAUCCAAUUCUGAAAGCACUUUUAGAAAAAAGUGAAAGUCACGAAAGGGUACGGGAAGAAAAACCCUAUAUUGUGUGUGGAAGACCUUGUAGGACAGACUGCUUUAACAGAUCUGACUGAUUUCAAUUACCUUUCGAAGAAUAGCCUCAAGUUUUCUUGAUGUCUCUGUUCUUCAUUAAUUCAUCUAUUGAACAGACAAUGAUUAUAAGUCACAGCAAAUGAUCACCAGAGGCUGAGGCUACUAAGCUGAAUGUCGUUGCUGUUGUUAGGUGCUGUCCAGUCGGUUCCUACUCAUAGCCACCCUGUGUACAACAGAACAAAACCCUGCCGGAUCUUGCACCAUCCUCACAAUCAUUGUUAUGACUGAGCCCAUUGUUGCAGCCACUGUGUCAAUCCAUCCCAUUGAGGGUCUCCCUCUUUUUUCACUGACCCUCUGCUUUACCAAGCAUGAUGUUCUUCCCCAGGGACUAGUCCCUCCUGAUAACAUGUCAAAGUAUGUGAGAUGUAGUCUCGCCAUCUUUGCUUUUAAGGAGCAUUUUUGUUGCACUUCUUUCAGGACAGAUUUGUUCAUUUUCUUUUGGCAGUCCAUGGUAUAUUCAAUAUUCUUUGCCAACAAGACAACACAAAGGCAUCAGUUCUUUGGUCUUCCUUAUUCAUCAUCCAGCUUUCGCAUGCACAUGUGGUGAUCCUAAACACCAUGGCUUGGGUCAGGGGCACCUUAGUUUUCAAUGUGAUAUCUUUGCUUUUUAACACUUUAAAGAGCUCUUUUACACCAGAUUUCCCCAAUACGAUGCAUCUUUUGAUUUCUUGACUGCUACUUCCCUGGGUCUUGACUGUGGAUCCAAGUAAAAUGACACCCUUGACAACUUCAAUCUUUCCUCUAUUUAGCAUGAUGUUGCUUAUUGGUCCAGUUGUGAGGAUUUUUCUUUUCUUUAUGUUGAGGUGUAAUCCAGGCUGAGGGCUGUGGUCUUUGACCUUCAUCAGUAAGUGCUUCAAGUCCUCUUCAUUCUCAGCAAGUAAGGCUGUGUCAUCCGCAUAUCGCAGGUUGUUAACGAGUCUUCCUCCAAUCCUGAUGCCCCAUUCUUCUUCAUAUAGUCCAGCUUCUCGGAUUAUUUGCUCAGCAUACAGAUUGAAUAGGUAUGGUGAAAGAAUACAGUCCUGACACACACCUUUCCUGACUUUAAACCGCGAAGUAUCUGCUGUUCUGUUCAAACAACUGCUUCUUGAUCUAUGUACAGGUUCCUCAUGAGCACAACUGAGUGUUCUGGAAUUCCCAUUCUUUGCAAUGUUAUCUAUAAUUUCUUAUGAUCCACACAGUCGAAUGCCUUUGCAUAGUGAAUAAAAUGCAGGUAAACAUCUUUCUGGUGUUCUCUGCUUUCAGCCAGCACCCAUCUGACAUCAGUUACGAUAGCCGUGGUUCCACAUCCUCUUUUGAAUCUGGCUUGAAUUUCUGGCAAUUCCCUGCUGAUAUACUGAUGCAACUGCUUUUGAAUGUUCUUCAGGAAAACUUUAUUUGCCUGUGUUACUAAUAAUAUUGUUUGAUAAUUUCCACAUUUGGUUGGAUCAGUUAGUGCCCUCAUGAAGUUUGUCAAGCAUUAAAGUAUAAUAUGGUAAAUGUUUCAAUCCCUCAGGCACUACGGGAACGUGGAGGAGAGAGUGAUUACUCUGGAAAUCGAGGAGAUACCACAGAAGUAGGAGGAAAACCAAAAGAAAUUGGUGUCACUAAGGGAGCCCGUGGAUACUGCCAAGAGGUUAAGCGAAGCAAAUAACAUUGGAUUUAGCGAUAUAGAUGAAAGUAUCUUUCGUUUCAGUGAGGGUGAAAGUCAGAAGUGAUGGGCUGAAGAGGGUAUGGAAACAGGAAAUGUUGACAGAUUUUCCAAGCUCUACUUUGAAGGACAACACAGAGCUACGUGGGAUUAAAGGUUUGCUUGGUUAACUUUAAAUAGGAAAGACGUAAGCUUGUUUGACUCUCUUAGGAGAAAAAGCCAAAACAAAAGAAAAAGUUGAAAAUACAAGGCAGAGUGAGGAUGGUUGAUUGGGCAAAAUUCUUGAGAAAGCAAAAAAAAAAAAAAAAAAAGAUAUCAAGAACACAGACAAAUCCAUUACCCUCAAGUCGAUUCCGACUUAUAUUGACCUUACAGGAUGGAGUAGAACCGUCCCAUUGGGUUUACACGUAGCCACAGGUAGAUUCAACUGCCAGCCCUUUGGUUAGCAGCCAGGCUAUUAAUCACUGCGCCAUCUGGGUUCCAAGAACAUAGAGAAAGGGAUUGUUUUUAAACUGAAAGGUUUCCCUCUUAACAGAAGAGAAGGAAAGGAGGGUGGCUGCUGGGUAAGGCAAAGAUUGUUUCAGUCUGGCGGCAUGGGGUCUGUUACCUUCGCGAAGUAGGAAGCAAAGUCAUCUGAUAACAAAGAGGGAAUUGGUGUCAGAAGUUGAGACUACAGAAAUUUCAAAAUAAUUACUGAAGAGAAAGUAAGAGAGAACCAAAGACCAAUAACGAAAAGUUCAAUUAAACUGGAGAACAUAAAUUUAGUACAGCACUCACAUUCACAAGAGUGCCACAGAAGGGCAAUGGGCAAUACAAGGGAGCAUUGUGAGAAGUCAUAGAACUUGGAAUUUAAACGGAGCAGGAAAAGAAAGGAAGAAGGGGGCCGAUAGGAAGAAAUCAGCGGGGUCAGGGGUGGAGGUCUGGAUGAGAACAACGAAAAGCUGUGGGAGGCGGUUUGUGUCAGCAAGAUUUCAUCAUUUUGACUUCAUCAUUGAGGAAACACUUGGUCGAUGACAAGGUAUUCCCUCCAAACAGCAACUUCUCGGUCAUCCCGAAGCUAAAUCGUGUGGGCAGGUGACACGAUUAUUCAGGAUCCUCAAGUGCCAGCCACCUAACCCGCCCUGCACCGGGGCAGCGGCGAGACGCAUGCGCGCUGUGAGCGCGAUCCCGCCGCGCCCGAGCAGGACGUCGCCGUCGCCUCUCUUUCCUUCCCGAUCUUCUCCAGCGCGUAACUGAAUGAGUCUGAAAAUUACCCGGUGCCGUGAGCACAGGUGCCACGCCUUCCCUCGACCAGAAACCCUCCGCCUGGGCCCGCGCGGGAGGAGCGGGUCCUCUGAGGGGAGCGGCGACCCCGCCGGCCCCGGUCUCUUUCCCUGGCGGCGGCGGCGGUGCCGGCUUCCUCCGUGGGACAAUAUGUUCAAGAGAAUGGCCGGAUUUGGGCCUGACACCGGCCGGAGAGUUACGUUUUGGUCAACACUCAAUCACCUGUUGCCUUCGAGUGGAUACAGACUCCUAAUGACCCUAUACGACAGAGUAGAACUGCUCCAUAGGGUUUCCAAGGCGUGGCUGGUAGAUUUGAACUGCUGACCUUUUGGUUAGCAGCCGAGCAUUUAAACACUGCACCACCAGGGCUCCGAAUACUCCACAGGCUGAUUAAGGAGGAAAUGAUUGUCUAAUGUCCUCAAACUACUGACAUAACCAGCUGGUGAUGGCAGUCAACGUUGGAAAAUUUUUUCCAAAGGCUAGCUUUAAAGUUUGGGGUUACUAUUGUUACACGAAUAGUUCAUGGUAAUGUUGCCGAUACUUUGGAAAGAAAAGAGAGAAAGAUGGACACACCCAUCAGUGGAUAGUAUAUGUAAAACCACACAGAAAUGAGGAACAAAAUGAAAGAUCUUCACCAAGUAAUAGUGUCCUUCUUUCACCUGUGGAAAGAGUCCAUGGAGAAGCUCAGUAUCAUCAUUCAGAACACUGCCGGGGUCGACUGUGGAACAGACCAUCAGUUGCCCAUAUGCAAGUUUAAAUUGAAGCUGGACAAAAUUACAGCCAUUCCAUGAGAACCAAACUAUGACCUUGAAUAUAUUCCACCCGAAUCUGGAGACCAUCUAAAGAAUGGAUUUGAUGCAAAAAAAAAAAAAAGAAGAUAUAAUGCAUUGAACACUAAUAACCAAAUAUCUGAAGAGUUGUGGGAUGACAUCAAGGACAUCAUACAUGAAGAAAGCAAAGGGUCGUUAAAAAGACAGGAAAGAAAAAAAUGGAUGUCAGAAGAGACUCUGCAACUAGGUCUUAAAUGUAGAGUAACUAUAGCAAAUGGAAGAAAUGGUGACAUAAAAGAGCUGAACACAAGAUUUCAAAGGGUGGCUCGAGAACACAAAAUAAAGUAUUAUAAUGAAAUGUGCAAAGAUCUGGAGUUAGAAAAGAAAAUACUGGUCAUUUCUAAAGCUGAAGGAAAAAUUCAAGCCUUGAGUUGCAAUUUUGAAGGACUUUAUAGGCAAAAUAUUGAAUGACACUGGAAGCAUCAAAAGAAGGUGGAAGGAAUACACAGUCACUCUACUAAAAAGAAUUGGUCGACAUUCAACCAUUUCAGGAGGUAGCAUAUGAUCAGGGACUGAUGGUAUUAAAGCAAGAAGUCCAAGCUUCACUGAAGGCAUUGGCAAAACCAAGACUCCAGGAAUUGAAGGAACACCAAUGGAGAUGUUUUAACAAACAGAUGCAAUGCUGGAAGUGCUCACUUGUCCAUGCCCAAAAAUUUGGAAUACAGCUACCUGGUCAACCAAGUGGAUGAAAUCCAUGUCUGUUCCCAUUCCAAAGAAAGGCAAUCCAAUAGAAGGUGGAAAUUAUUGAACAAUAUCAUUAAUAUCACAUGCAAGUCAUUCCAAAGCAGUUGCAGCAGUACACCAGCAAGGAACUGCCAGAAAUUCAAGCCAAAUUCAGAAGAGGACAUGGAAUUAGGGGUAUCACUGCUGAUGUCAGAUGGAUCUUGGCUGAAAGCAGAGAAUGCCAGAAAGAUGUUUACCUGUAUUUUAUUGACUAUGGAAAGUCAUUUGUCUGUGUGGAUCAUAACAAAUUAUGGAUAACAUUGGGAAGACGGGGAAUUGCAGAAAACUUAAUUGUGCUCAUGAGGAACCUGAAUGUAAACCAAGAGUGAGUCAUCUGAACAGAGUAAGGGGAUACUCUGUGGUUUGAAAUCAAGAUAGGUGUGCGUCAGGGUUGUAUCCUUUCACCGUACUUACUCAAUCUGUAUCCUGAGCAAAUAACCCAAGAGUGGACUAUAUGAAGAAGAACCAGCCAUCAAGACUGGAGGAAGACCCAUUAUCAACUGCUAUAUGCAGAUGACACUACUUUCCUUGCUGAAAGCAAAGAGGACUCGAAGCAGUUACUGAUGGAGAUCAAAGACUACAGCCUUCCUUAUGCAUUAACAUCUCAACGUAAAGAAAACAAAAAUCCUCACAACUGGACCAAUAAACGACAUCAUAAUAAAUGAAAAGAAAUAUUGAAAUUCUCAAGGAUUUCAUUUUACUUGGAACCACAGCCAACACCCAUGGAAGCAGCAGUCAAGAAAUCAAACGGCAUAUUGCAUUGGACAAAUCUGCUGCAAAAGACCUCUUUAAAGUGUUGAGAAGUAAAGAUGUUACAUUGAGGACUAAGGUACGCCUGACCCAAGCCAUGAUACUUUCAGUUGCUUCAUAUGUAUGCAAAAGCUGGACAAUGAAUAAGGAAGACCAAAGAAGAAUUGAUGCCUUUGAAUUAUGCUGUUGGCAAAGAAUAUUGAAUAUACUAUGGACUGCCAAAAAAAGCAAAAACUCCAUCUCGAAAGAAGUACAGCCAGAGUGCUCCUUGCAAGUAACGAUGGCACGACUUCAUCUCCCUUGCUUUGAACAUGUUAUCAGAAGGGAUCAGUCCCUGGAGAAGGACAUCAUGCUUUGUAAGGCAGAGCAUCAGUGAAAAAGAGAAAGACCCUCAGUGAGAUGGAUGGGCACAGUAGAUGCAACAAUGGGCUCAAACAUAGCUAUGAUUGUGAGUAUGUGGCAGGACCAGAGAGUGUUUUGUUCUGUUGCACAUAGUGUUGCUAUGAGUUGAAAUUGACUUGAGGGCACCUAACAACAGUAACACUGGGUAUUAUAACGUAAUAAAAUAAUCUGGAAUCUAUAGACACCUUUCCCAAGAGAAUAAAAUACAUACAUUGCACCAAAUAUGCAAUACGUACAAAACUUCUGGGGAAAAAUAUCUGUGCCCCAAAAGUAUGCUUACUUCUUAUUUUAUUUUUAAAGAGCUUGCUAACUCACCUCAAAUGAAAUAAUAGCGUUUUGAUAAGAUGUUAUCACUGAUCGUCGCUUCUGCCCCAGGAGAGAUAAAGGACCAAAACAUCUCUUCUGUUUAAGUGUUCACAUUAUCAUGCUAUCAUUUUGGUUUGGGAUGUCAUGCAAAUAUUUCCUUAUCCCAUCCCAAGAAAGUGGAAGCCCAGAACUAUUCAGAUAUUUAAAAGGAAAAGUUAAUCUCGCCAGCAGAAGGCUGAGAUAGUGUGGAUAAUAACUAGAUGCACGUUAGCAUUGAGUCGGAGAGAAUAUAAAGGGGACUAAUUUUAAAGACUAGCAUUUUACAUUCACUUCUGUCUCUUUGAGUCCUGAAAAUCUGUCUCUAUAUUUAUUGUGAAUUAACAAAAUUAGACCUAGCUUCAAAAAUGGAAUUAUUUUGAUUUUCUUAGACAAGGUCUCCAACUAGUAAUUUAGAGACAAAGCUGGAGAAUAAUCUUAGAGGACAAACAGGGAGAGAUUGCCAUUGAUGAAAAUUAGGAGUACUACAAAGUGAUGACAUUUUGUGUGGCUCAGAAUUUGUCUUCAUAGGCAGGUCCAGAAGGACAGUUCCUUUUGAGCUAUGGCCGAUAUAUAUAUAUAUAUAUACACACACACACACACACACACACACACACACACACACAUAGCAUUGUUCUUAAAAAUGUGCACAGAAUAGAGGGUACAGGACAGAGCUGGAGAAAAAUGUAGAACAAAAUUAUAAUUCAAAAAGAAAGAGCAGACUUGCUGGCCUGACAGAGACUGGAGAAACCCCAAGAGGAUGGCCCCGGACACCCGUUCAGCUCAGUAAUGAAGUCACUCCUGAGGUUUACCCUUCAGCCAAAGAGUGGACAGGCCCAUGGAAGAAAAUGAGACUGAAGGGACAUACCAGCCCAGGGGCAAGUACUAGAAGGCAGGAGGGAAUAGGAACGCUGGUAAUAACGAACUCAAGGUCAAGAUGAGAGAGUUUUGACAUGUCAGGGGGUUGUUAACCAAUGUCAUAAAACAAUACUUGUACUAACUGUUUAAUGAAAAACUAGUUCAUUCUAUAAACCUUCAUCUAAAAUGUACAAUUAAAAAAAAAAAGUGCACAUCCUGAGCUGAUUAUUUUAAAGGGAGCACUUAGUUGAAUAUAUCUAUUUAGGUGUAUUUGAUUUUGAAAGUUUCAGUGCUUUAUAAUAACUCUUUAUGCUCUAACAUGGAAAUGGAGGCAAGGCCUUGUACAAAAAGAGUUGGGAAAGUUGUUAACAGCAGCCUUAUUUAUAACAAUUAAAAAUUAGAUUUAUAAUAGUAAAAAAUGUAUAAUAGUAAAAAAUGUUUAGAAUAGGGAAAUGGCUGAACAACAGGAUAUAAACCUAUAUACCACUAAAAUGACAGGCACAUGUGUUCGUGUCUAUUUGUGGAAAAGCACAUAUAAGUUAAUUUUAAAUGAAAAUGAAAUAGUGAAUGUACACAAAAUGAUUUCGUGGAAACGAGUGUUAAUUAAAGAUUAGGGCUAACUUUGAGAUAUGUAUAAUGUUCAUUAGUUUGUGUUUUUUUUCUUUAGAGUUGCUCAAAUUCAAAAUAAGGAGGACAUUUCCAUUUUGGACACAAUGCAACUUCUCAGUUCUUCCUGAACCAGGUGUUCCUGUUCCCUCCUGUCUUAAAAAAUGUAACUUCCUUCAUAGGUAAUUCUUAGGUCAUCAGGAUCUGUAUGUUCAAACACAAAAAACAAAAAACCUUUUAAUGUCAGUGGAUAAACAGUUCCUCCUUUCAGCAUAGUUCAAAGAGUGGAGCCACCAAACCACUAGGAGGAGGAGGAAGUUACAAGAUGUUAAAUACUGGGACCAGCUCACCCUGGUUAGCUGAGCCAUCUGACUUCCCAGUCAACAUGAAGGCUCUCCUUAUUCUGGGGCUUCUCUUCCUUUGUGGCACUGUCCACGGUAAGGUCUUUAAAAGGUGCGAGUUGGCCCGAACUCUGAAGCGACAUGGACUGGAUGGCUACAGGGGAAUCAGCCUGGCAAACUGGGUGUGUUUGGCCAAACAUGAGAGUAAUUACAACACCCAAGCUACAAACUACAAUCCUGGAGACAAAAGCACUGAUUACGGGAUUUUUCAGAUCAAUAGCCGCUACUGGUGUAAUGAUGGCAAAACCCCAAAAGCAGUUAAUGCCUGUGGCAUAUCUUGCAACGCUUUGCUGCAAGGUGAUAUCACUCAAGCUGUAGCUUGUGCAAAGAGAGUUGUCAGGGAUCCUCAAGGCAUUAAAGCAUGGGUGGCGUGGAGAAAACAUUGUCAGAACCGCGAUCUCACUCAGUACGUUCAAGGCUGUGGGGUUUAACUGCAGAGUUUUCGUUCUUCAGCUCACUUUUGUCUCUUUUCAUAUUAAGGGAGUAGUAAAUAAGUGAAAGGUCACACUACUUUUCUUUCCCCUCCAAACAAGGAACUUUUUUUUACAGAAGCAGGAGCAAAAUAUUGCCUUUCUCCUAAGGCUUAGUGAUUAAUAACAUGUACUAUUUGAUUAUGGGUAUUUGAUGUUAUACCUACAGCAUUUUUCAGUUUGCGUCAAAGAACUAACGCUGGUAGAAAUGAAUCUAAAGCCUUGGUUAGAAAUACAUCUCCGAUAUAUUCAGUUCAUUAACAAAGAAAUAACCCGGACUUAAACUGGAUAAUACAGUUAGUCCACAAUAUUAGAUAAAAAUGUAAUAGAAGACUCUCUCAAAAUAAACUGAUCUCAGGCACAAUCCCAACUGUGUAGGCAUACAAUGCCUCCAACUGUUCAGUCAUCUCCAAAUGAGACAGCCACUCUUUGUUGGACAAUCUCAAAUUUAAAAAGGUACAGAACGCCAAAUGGCUAAAGUGGAGAUUGCCUGAAUGAAUAAUUUUGUUUUCAUGAAGUGUGUGACCUUUGGUUGAAACUUUUUAUGAAAAAUAUUGCUUUUAUGCAGCUUUACAAAUAGACUCACAAUUUCAGUCUAUUUUAGUCCCUUAAAAACCUGUCCUAUCUUGAGCUGUAAACUUCCACUUAAAGCACAAUAAAAAAAAUAAUUAAUUAAAAAACUGUCACAUGCAUCUUGCUGAUCAUGAAGGAAAGAUAAGGAAAGAUUAGAUAAGCUGUUGCUAUUCUUUAAUUUUAUUAAUGUAAAUUCAUGCAUGAAAACUAAAUCCAAAAGGCAGAUGAGUUUGCAAAUAGUGAAAUGCUAAUGAACAACAGCUAAGAAAUUAUGCAUAUUGUAAAAAAAAAUGCAAACAUGGUUAUUAAAGGCUUCGCAACUCACACCUUGUAUGUUUGUUUAAGACUGGAGUCUUUGAAGAAAAAAAAUUUGAAAAAAAUGAUUUUGCACUCAAUAUAUUUCCUAUAUCCUCACUUGCACCCAAACUGCUGCAUGUUGCUGCAGAAAAACACACAAAUAUCCUGAUAGUUCUCACUUUAAAUUCAUUGCUACGAAUCUCAAAUGAACACUCAAACCUAUCUGGCCAUCUUAGUUAUUUCUCUGCAGUCCUCCCUGUUGGUGUCCCCACUCUAAAAUAAGUAUUGCUAUUUUACUUCUUCUCCUCUCUCUCCAAAGUCCCAGUAUCCUCCCCCCAGUCCUCCACUCCGCCGAGUCCCCACUCGCCUCAUAUCACACUGAGAAU
This is a messenger RNA of Loxodonta africana (African savanna elephant), 12411 nucleotides long. RefSeq names its product lysozyme C, spleen isozyme-like. The record is from RefSeq and is a predicted model, not a curated record. Gene Ontology annotation, molecular function: lysozyme activity. The transcript is spliced from 7 exons. The coding region runs from base 10610 to 11116 and encodes 168 amino acids. Gene Ontology annotation, biological process: defense response to Gram-negative bacterium; defense response to Gram-positive bacterium. NCBI's taxonomy places the organism in Eukaryota, Metazoa, Chordata, Mammalia, Proboscidea, Elephantidae.